This is a messenger RNA of Maniola jurtina (meadow brown), 1075 nucleotides long. Its product is annotated as microsomal glutathione S-transferase 1-like. The record is from RefSeq and is a predicted model, not a curated record. Gene Ontology annotation, cellular component: membrane. NCBI's taxonomy places the organism in Eukaryota, Metazoa, Arthropoda, Insecta, Lepidoptera, Nymphalidae. The transcript has a single exon. Bases 99 to 551 code for a protein of 150 amino acids.
UCCCAUCACGAUUUUGAGUCAGACAGAGACUACUCGUUGCUAGUGAACCGAGUGGAGCGCACGUCUCGCCACAAUUAGAAUCAAUAACUGAAAUAAAUAUGGUGCCUGUGUCCAUCGCUGAGCCCGCAGUGCGGUCUUACAUCAUUUACUCGAGUGUUUUAGCCCUGAAAGUGUUGGGUAUGUCAGUGUUAACAGCAAUGGUUCGACACAAGAGAAAAGUGUUCGCAAAUGAAGAGGAUGCUAAAUCGGUCCGAGGAAUUGUAAAAUUCGACGAUCCCGACGUAGAGAGAACCCGACGCGCUCAUUUAAAUGAUUUGGAGAAUAUACCGGCGUUCUGGGUGCUCGGUGCUUUGUAUUUGACCACAGGACCUUCCACCGAGUUGGCUACCCUUCUGUUCAGAGUGUUCACAGCUGGUCGGAUCCUACACACGAUUGUUUAUGCUGUGAAGCCAUUGCCUCAGCCGGCGCGCGCUAUUGCAUUUGGAAUUCCAUAUCUUAUCAAUUGGUUUAUGGGUUUGAGAAUUGUUUCUCAUUACAUGGGCGCAUUAUAAUUUCUAAAAUAAGUAUAAUUAUUACAUACUUUUAUUUACCUAUCCAGAUCUUGUGUUGUAUAGAAAGUGUGCAUUUCGAGUAUGGAAACAUUGACUGAUUUUAAUUGCCUACGCCAUGAAAAGACGAGAUUAUUUUGUUCUCCAUAUACCUACCUAAUUAAUCUUUGUGGUACUCCAGACACUUAAAAUUUUAACUUUUACUGACUGAUUUUAAUGAUUUUUGGAUCAAAAAAAAAUUUUCUAUCUCUUGUAAGAGCUACCAAGUACCUACCAACAAUAUCAAAGUAGCACCUAUUGAUAAACCCAGGGAAGGGCGAAUUAUUGUGAGUAAUUGGAUUGUAAUUUGUUUUUGUUCUAUUUCGGAAAUCACAUUAGGUAGGUAUUACAAUGUGAUUACCUAACCUAGCCUAUUGGCGAAAAUUAUAAAAAACUGAUUAUUGUGUGUAUUUAAUUUAUUUAUUCAUUAUUCUUUGAUAUAUACAUAGAUAUGUAUGUAUUUGUAACAAUACUGUCACAAGUUUGUA